GACACGACAGAUUACAUACUUUAAAUGCAAGAAUUACGUUUUAAGUAAUACCAGCUUCGGACUUAGUUGUUUAACUUCCUCAAUAAUAAAAAAAUUUCAAAUUUAACAAUGUCUGAAACUACUGUUCCCAUAGCAAUUACUGGAGGUUCAUAUAAUGAAUAUAUUAAUUGGAUUGAAGAAGCUAUCGAUAAAAAACAUAUUAGAUAUUACGAAUAUGAAAAUUUUAAUAAUAUUGAAGAAAUUGGUUCAGGAAAAUUCGGAAUAGUUUAUCGUGCGACUUGGAAAAAUUCUCAUAAUUAUUUAGCUUUAAAAUCCUUUUUUAAUUUAAACAAUAUCACAAUUAAAGAAAUUGUUAAUGAGCUUAAACUUCAACGUGAAGUGGAUUUCCAUGAGAAUAUUAUUCAUUUUUUCGGUCUUACAAGAGAAAAUCAAAAUGAUAAUUCAAAAAAAUAUUGGUUAGUAAUGGAGUAUGCUAAUAAUGGUACUCUUCAAGAGUAUUUGGAGAAAUAUUUUAAUACUCUUACCUGGAAUGAUAAAUUCAACAUGGCACUUCAGCUGGCUCAUGCUGUAUUAUGUCUUCAUGACGAAGGAAUCAUGCAUCGUGAUCUGCACUCUAGAAACGUAUUAGUCAAUCAAAAUACCAUCAAAUUGGCAGAUCUUGGACUAUCAAAAAGGAUUGAUGAAGCAAAUAAUUCACGACUAGAAUUUGGUGUACUAGUUCCAUAUAUUGAUCCAAAAAAAUUCGGGUUUCAACCAUACUCUUUAAGUAAAAAGAGCGAUAUUUAUAGUAUAGGUGUACUUCUGUGGGAGAUAUCAAGUGGUCAGCCACCAUUUAAAGACUUAUCAUCCUAUGAUUUAAUUGUACAAAUUUCGCAAGGCCUUAGAGAAACACCCGUUCCUGGUACACCCAACACUUAUUUAGAUCUUUAUACUGAAUGUUGGAAUGGAGAGCCAGAUAAUCGUCCAAAUAUUAAUCAAAUAGUUGCUAAAUUAAAAGAAUUAAAAUAUAAUCUAACUAAUGAUGAUUUUAGAGUAAUGGUUGAUGAGAUAGUCGAUCUUUCUAGUAAAAUAAAAGAUGAUGAUGAAGAAAAACAAAAAAUACUUAGUUAUCUUGAUAAUAAAAAUGUAACAUCACAAGAAUUUUAUAAUUGGAUAUUAAACGAUCAAGAUAAUACAAAUUCAAUUGUUUUACUUGCAGAUUUUAAUUAUUUAGGAAUUGGAAUUAAUUCUAAUAAAAGAAAAGCAUUUGAAUUAUAUCAAAAAGCUGCAAAUUUAGGAAAUAUAUUUGGAAUAAUUAGUUUAGGAUAUUGUUAUCAAUAUGGAAUUGGAACAAUUAUUGAUGAAAUUAAAGUAUUAGAAUCAUAUCAAAAAGUAGCAGAUUUAGGAAAUUUAUAUGGAGUAAAUAGUUUAGGAUAUUGUUAUGAAGUUGGAAUUGGAACUAAUGUUGAUACAAAAAAAGCAUUUGAAUUAUAUGAGUCGGCAGCAAAUUUAGGAAAUACAACUGGAAUAAAUAAUUUAGGAUAUUGUUAUCAAAAUGGUAUUGGAACUAAUAUUGAUAAAAGAAAGGCAUUUGAAUUAUAUCAACAUGCAGCAAAUUUAGGAGAUAGUGAAGCCCAAUAUAAUCUUGCUUCAAUGUAUGAAAAUGGAGAAGGUAUUGCGAAAGAUAUUUACCAAGCAAUUUAUUGGUAUAAAAAAUCUGCCAAACAGGGAACUAAGAUUGCACAAGAUCAAUUAAAUAAACUUCUGGCAUCUGAAGAUAUUCAAUUAUUUUAUUCUUAGUUAAUGAAACUUAUAUUAAUAAACAAACUUUAUAUCAAGUUUAAAAAUUGAGGGAUUUAAUGAGUGACGUUUAUCUGAAUAUCAGAAUAUCAGAAUAUAGUAAAUUAAAUUAUUUAAAUGGUGCGCUUCUUAAUUAGCUAAAUCUCGUCCUAACGAACGGUAUUUAAUACACGUGUAGUACACUCUGACUCUCACUACGUAAAAAAAUUAUGAUAGAUUUAUGGUUAAUAAAAAAAUAAGUGUAAUUGGUAAUAUAAAUAAUAUAAAUAAAUAAUAAUAAAAACUAGCUUAUUUUAAUUGC
Messenger RNA from Rhizophagus irregularis DAOM 181602=DAOM 197198, 2080 nucleotides. The record is from RefSeq and is a predicted model, not a curated record. Lineage: Eukaryota; Fungi; Glomeromycota; Glomeromycetes; Glomerales; Glomeraceae.